This is a messenger RNA of Candidozyma duobushaemuli, 765 nucleotides long. RefSeq names its product Gpm2p (gene GPM2). Gene Ontology annotation, biological process: glycolytic process. NCBI's taxonomy places the organism in Eukaryota, Fungi, Ascomycota, Pichiomycetes, Serinales, Metschnikowiaceae. The transcript has a single exon. The coding region runs from base 1 to 765 and encodes 254 amino acids. Gene Ontology annotation, molecular function: intramolecular phosphotransferase activity. The record is from RefSeq and is a predicted model, not a curated record.
AUGCAUAAGUUAGUAGUGCUCCGCCACGGUGAGAGUCAGUGGAACCAUGAAAAUAAGUUUUGUGGGUGGAUCGACAUCCCGCUUUCCGAGAAAGGUGAAAAAGAGGCGCAACACGCUGGUGAACUAUUGAAAAAGUACGACAUACGGCCUGAUGUGAUGUUUACGUCGAUGCUUCAGAGGCUGAUCAAGACGGGCAACAUUAUCUUGGAAACAAUCGGUCGUAUGUGGAUCCCCCAGUAUAAACUGUGGCGGCUCAACGAGAGGCACUAUGGACUGUUCCAGGGUAGAGAUAAGAACGAGGUUUUCAAGGAAUUCGGCAAGGAGAAGUACCAAUUUUAUAGAAGAAACGUCGAUGGCGUGCCUCCAGAGACAGGCAGUGUCGAUAACGAUGAGUCGAUUGACGAGAGAUACAAGUUCAGUGAUAUACCCGUUGAGAAGUUGCCUCAGGGAGAGCUGCUUCGGAUGACCAUAAGAAGGGUGGUUCCUUAUGUGGAUGAUAUUGUGAAAAAUGAGACUCUAAAACAAGAAAGGGAGGUUUUAAUCGUUACUCACGGAUCCAUUGUGAGAAGUCUCAUCAAGCACUUCUGCAAGAUGAGUGAUGAGGCCAUCAGCAAGAUCAAUGCACCUACCGGGGUGCCGCUCGUAUUUGAGUUGGACGAGCAAGGUAACCUACUGAAGGAGAUGUACUAUCUUGACGAGGAGUUGGCGAAGAAGGGAAUCGCCAAAGUGGCCAUGGAGGGUCAUGGUUCUCAAUCGAAGCUCUAA